AUGGACCAGGACACCGCAUUCACAGUGUGCGCAGAGCACUCCGACGUCGCCAAGACCUUAAAACCCUUCAUGGCCUUAAAACACUUGCAGAUAAACACCCAACUCAGUGCUCUCGCCAUUGAUCCGAACAACCCAUACAUGGCUUUGGUUCGAGUCCGCGAUCUUGCUUGCGAGAUUUGGUCCUACUCCCCCGAGACCUUUCGCGUCGCGACUCGAAGCCUCGCACGGAAUGGGACACAGCUCGGGGGCAAUUGCUCCUGGUUGGCGACUCGGAGUUUUGAUGACCGGGAUAUCGAUGGGUGGGAUGUUGAGAUCGUCGAUGAAGUCGCGGCGGCUGCAGAGAGGAAGCUGAGGGUCUGGGCCCGGGCCGUGGAGGUUCCGUUUGAACCACCUACUGACGGGCAAGAGCGAUUGCAGUGGGAGAAGGAUCUUGGAAAGAAGGUUGAAGUGGCCGGAGCGAAAGCGUUGAGAGCGUUGAAAUAG
This is a messenger RNA of Letharia columbiana, 483 nucleotides long. RefSeq lists its product as uncharacterized. NCBI's taxonomy places the organism in Eukaryota, Fungi, Ascomycota, Lecanoromycetes, Lecanorales, Parmeliaceae. The transcript has 2 exons. The record is from RefSeq and is a predicted model, not a curated record. Bases 1 to 483 code for a protein of 160 amino acids.